Molecule: messenger RNA, 9393 nt
Organism: Strongyloides ratti
Lineage: Eukaryota; Metazoa; Nematoda; Chromadorea; Rhabditida; Strongyloididae
Product: Cadherin, cytoplasmic domain and Epidermal growth factor-like domain and Laminin G domain and Cadherin domain and Concanavalin A-like lectin/glucanases superfamily domain and Concanavalin A-like lectin/glucanase, subgroup domain and Cadherin-like domain and Catenin binding domain-containing protein
Exons: 11
Coding region: 1-9393 (3130 amino acids)
Biological process (GO): calcium-dependent cell-cell adhesion; cell-cell junction assembly; homophilic cell-cell adhesion
Cellular component (GO): catenin complex; adherens junction; plasma membrane
Molecular function (GO): cadherin binding; calcium ion binding
Source: RefSeq, a predicted model, not a curated record
AUGAAUAAAAAAGUUUAUUUUACUUUUUUAUUUAUUAUUAUUAAUUUAUCUAAACUUUAUUCUCUAAAGUAUUAUUAUGUCAAUUCAAAUGAUCCAAUAAAUUGGUUAGUAGUUGAUUUUGCCUAUGAUAAACAUAUAACAUCUUAUGAAAAAAUAGAAGAAGAUUCACUUGUUAAAGAUAAUCAAUUUUAUGAAUAUUUUAAAAUAAUUAAUAAUUGCUUAUAUAUUAAUAAAUCUGUUGAAUUAUUAAUUGGUAAUGAUUUUCAAUUAGAUUUUAUUGCUAUAAGAUUUCCAUUUAAAAGAAUUAUAUCAAUUGGUAUAUCAAUUGAGGAUAAAAAACAAUUUAAAAAUUUUUUACAACCUAUUUAUAAAACAACAAUAAGAUCAGAUAUUGAACCAGAAAGUGAGAUAACUUUUAAUAAUAAUGAUAUUAAAAUAAUAUCUCAAAAAAAUAAUGAUAAUGAUAUUAUUUACCAUCCAAUCUCAGGAUCUGAUAGUUAUUUAUUUAUUCUUUUGACUAAAGAAGAUAAAAAUGGAAAUUAUGGUGUGUUAUAUCUUAAAAAAAGACUUGAUAUAAUAUUAAAAGAAGAAAAUUUAAAUGAAAAAAUAUUUAUAUUUUGGAUUGGAGCUUUUGACAAAAAGAGUAGAAGAAAAAUUGGAAGUGCAAAAGUGGAAAUUAAAGUUAUUAAUGUUAUUAAUCCACCACCAAUAUUUGACAAUCCUGAUGGUUAUUAUUUUAAAUUAUCAAAUGUAACACCAUUUAAUAAUAUAUUUAGGGUUAAGGCACAUUCAUAUAAAGGUGUGACAACUUUUCAUAUAGAACCUGACUAUGUCCCAUUUGACAUUGCUCCAUGGGCUGGUGAUGUUUAUGGAACAAAAAUUUUACCACCAAAUAUUUAUCUUUUUGAUGUUGUUGGUAGGGAUAAUCUUGGUCAAGAAAGUAGAAUACCAAUUAAAAUUGAAAUAGAGGGAUUCCCAAAUUCCAAGGAUAUACCAUUAAAAAUUAUUGGAAAAUCUUCUUUAUCAAAUAAAUUCAAAAAUAAUAAACAAAUUUUAAGAAAUGAAAUUAUACAUACUUCAAAGUCUAUUUAUCAAUCUAAAAGUAGAAGAGAACUUGGUAAUGAUAUGUAUUUUCAAUUAAAAGAAUCCCAGGAAUUAGGAUUUCUUAAUCGGACAAUUACAUUAUACCCAUCAGAAGAGAUAACAUUAGGUCCAUUAACAGGAAAAUAUCUAACUAUCCACUUGAAUGGUUCAAUUGAACUAACAAAGACACUAAAUUUUGAGGAUGAUGAAGAAAUUAUAAUGGCAGUUCAAAUUGGUGGUCCAUUUAAAACUCGUGUUCAAACAAUAAGAGUAGAAAUAAUAGAUGUUGAUGAACCGCCAAAAAUUAUAAAUGAACCUAAACCAUACCUUGCAGUUGUUGCAAUUAAUAGACCAAUUGGAUAUCAAAUAUAUCGUUUUAUUGCUCGUGAUGAAAAUGGUGAUGGUGAUAAUGAUGUUAUUUAUCACUUAAUUAACACUGAACCACCUGGAGCAUUUACAAUUGAUAGUAGAACAGGAAUCAUUCGAACAGCUUUAAAAAAAUAUGAACCAGGUUCAAGUUAUAAAGUUUAUGUUCAGGCAAUUGAUGAAACACCAAAAGAUAAAAAACAAAAACAAGAAAGUGAAAUAGCUAUUUUAGAUGUUGUAGCAUCAAAUAGAGCACCACAAUUUUAUAAAGAAAGUUAUCAAGUAUCAAUACCAGAAAAUAUAGAUGUUGAGACGUCUAUUCUUCAUGUUCAGGCAAAAGUUUUCAAUAAUGUUGAUAAUGUGGCUAAUCCUUUAUUUUUUAAUGUUGAACCACGUUUUGAUUUAUUUUCAGAAAAUGAAGAUGGAACUGAAAGAUAUUUUUCAGAUUAUUUUAGUAUUGAACAAUUUACUGGUGUGGUACAUUUAACUAAAAAAAUUGAUUAUGAAAAUAUUGAAGAUAAGAAAAUUUUUAAACUUUUUGUCUCUGCACGUGAAGGUGGUUUAGAAAGUAAAGUUCCAUUAACAAUAAAUAUAGAAGAUGUUAAUGAUAAUCCUCCAAUUUUUACACAACCACUAUAUACAGCAACAACAAAAGAGGAUGUUGAAAUAGGAAAAGUUUUAUUAAAAGUUACAGCAUAUGAUAAAGAUUCUGGAGAAAAUGGUAAAAUAUUUUAUACAGUAUCUGAUGAUCAUUUUAUGGUUAAUUUAAAUGGUGAAAUUAUGGUAAAAAAACAACUUGAUGCUGAUCAAAAACAGGAAAGAUUUUAUAUUUAUCGUUUUAAUGUUACAGCUACUGAUAAAGGUCUUCCAAGUAAACAAUCAACAGCUCAAGUUCAUAUUAGAACAGAAAAUGUUAAUGAUGAAAAACCUGUAUUUAGACCAACAAGACUUUAUCAAGCUUCAAUAGCUGAGAAUGCUGAAGGUGGAACACCAGUUAUUGAGGUACAAGCUUAUGAUCCAGAUAAAGAUCAAAUAACAUAUAAUUUAUUAUAUCAAGGAUAUGAAACUGAUAAAACUGAUAUUUUUGAAAUUGAUAGUGAUACAGGUCUUAUUACUAUUAGAACAGAUAUUUCAAUGGAUAAAUUAUUGACAAUGAAUAAUCCUUAUAAUUUAACUGUUAUUGCAACUGAUGAUGGUAGUUGUUGUGAGGAAACAUCUUCAAUAAAACAUUAUCAAACAGCUUAUGUUAUAAUAUCAACUUUUGAUGUUAAUAAUCAUAAACCUGAAUUUCCUGAAUGUUCCUCAUAUUCAAAUAUUGCUAAAUUAGAGGAAGGAAUUUAUAGGGGAAAUGAUAUACCAAUUAUUGUACAAGUUAAGGCUAUUGAUGAAGAUAAACUUAAUAAUGGUGAAUUAAUAUAUUCAUUAUAUUAUACAAGAAGUGAAUCAAGAAAACCAUUUGUUAUAGAUCCAAUAACAGGUGAUCUAAGACCAACACCUAAUUUUGUUUUUGAUCGUGAAAAUAAACCAUUUGAGGAGGUAACAGUUAAAGCAACAGAUAAAGGAGAUAGGCCAUUAAUAGGAUUUUGUAAUUUUCUUGUAAAAAUAUUAGAUAUUAAUGAUAAUCCACCAAUAUUUGAAAAAACAUCAUAUGAGACAUCUAUUAGUAAAAAUGUUUCACCAGGAUAUUCAAUUAUAACAGUGACAGCUGAUGAUUCUGAUGCAUCACAUAAUUCAAGAAUUACUUAUAAAUUAUCACCUGAUAUAAAUAGUGGUAUAGAACAUGAAGAUGAUAUAAAUUAUCUUAGAAUAUUAAAUGAAGAAAAUGGUGAAAUAACUUUAGUAAGAAAUAUACCAUCAACAAAAAAAGAAUUUAUAUUUAAUGUUAUUGCUUCUGAUAAUGGAUAUCCAGAACCACAAACAUCAACAGUUAAUGUUAUUGUAAAUAUUCAAGAUUAUAAAUUAUCUAAACCACAAUGGCAAUCAUCUAUUGACUGUAAAGAAUCAAUAACUAUAAAUGAAGAUAUUCAAAUAAAUAGUAUACUUUUUAAAUGUUAUGCUAUUCCUGGUGAUGGUUCUAAUAAUCCAAUAUCAUAUAAAAUGUCUAAUGGUGUUAAAAAAGGUACAAAUAGUGAUGGAAAAUUUAGAGAAUUUAUGGAAAAAAUUAAUAAAAGAGAUUAUGUUAUUAUUAGAAAUAUGGCUACAUUAGAUUAUGAAGAUUCAUCAAGUUAUACAUUAACUGUCACAGCAACAGACAUGAAAACUCAAGCAUCUAGUGAUAGAAUUUUUUAUAUUAAUAUUAAAGAUUUAAAUGAUGUUGUACCAAAAUUUACUGUUGAUAAAUUUAUGGGUACUAUUGAAGAAGAAUUGGAACCAGAAGAAUAUUUAAAGAAAUAUGAUAAUAAACCUAUAACUGUAGUUAAAGCUGUUGAUUUGGAUUCAGAUGGACCUCAAAAUGAAAUACAUUAUCGUAUUUUAGGUGGUGAUUCUGGUAGUAUUGCUGGUAGAUAUUUUAGAAUAGAUGAAUUUACUGGUGAAAUUUAUCCUUUGGUAAAAUUUGAUCAUGAAACCAAUGAAUCAUUUAUAUUGGAUGUUGAAGCUAGUGAUGGAAUGAAUUCAUCUCUUCCCGGAGCCAUGGGUCCAAAUAGAGAUAUUGUUAAGGUACAAAUUUUUAUUUCUGAUAUUAAUGAUAACAAACCAUAUUUUAAUAUAAAAAAAUAUCAAGUUAAGGUACCAGAAGAUACUGAAAUUGGAAAAGAAGUAUUAGUAAUUCGAGGUAAUGAUAUUGAUUCACAUUCAAUACUUCGUUAUAUGUUAUUUAAUAAUAAUGAAGAAAGUAAUUCAAGAAUACCAUUUGGUAUUAAAACAGAUACUGGUCAAAUAUAUGUCAAAGAACCUUUAGAUUAUGAAAAAGAAAAUUUAUAUAUUCUUAAGGCAGUUGUUACUGAUGGUAAAUUUAAUUCUUCAACAACAAUUAGAGUAACCAUUGAAAAUGUUAAUGAUAAUCCACCUGAAUUUGAAAAAAAAGUAUAUGAAACAACAAUUUAUGAAGAAGAUAAAAAUGUACCAAAAAAAAUAUUUAAACUUUUAGCAACUGAUGUUGAUAAAGGUAAUGAGUCAGGAAAAAUUAUUUAUAAACUUGAAGGACAAGGAGUUGGUGAAUAUUUUAAAAUAAAUAAAUAUAGUGGAGUAAUUGAGAUUUUAAAACCACUUGAUAGAGAUCCUCCAAAUGGAGUGCCAGUAUGGAAAUUUGUGGCGCAAGCUAUUGAUAAUGAUGGUAAAGGGUUAGUUGGAUAUGCUGAUGUAAUAGUUCGAUUAAAAGAUAUCAAUGAUUUUGCUCCAGUUUUUGAGAAUGAUUUAUUUGGUAGUGUACUUGAAAAUAGAGAACCAGGAAAAAAAGGUAUUUAUGUUAUGACUGCUCAGGCUACUGAUAAUGAUGAUCCAAGAACAGAUAAUGCUAAAAUUGAAUAUUCUAUAAGUAGAAAUAAAGAAAUUAAUGGAGAGGCUGUCUUUAGAAUUGAUAAAAAUAAUGGUAAAAUAUUUGCUAUGAAAAAAUUUGAUAGAGAAUUAAGUUCAGAGAAACAGUUUCAAAUUGAAAUUCAUGCUACUGAUAAGGGAAGACCUCCAAAAGAGGGAACAGCUAAUGUAACUAUAUAUACAAUUGAUGCAAAUGAUAAUCCACCACAAUUUGAAAAAUCUUUAUAUGAAGCUUACGUUCCUGAGACCUCUCCAGUAGGAUCAGCUAUUUUAUCAAUAUCUGCAAUUGAUCCUGAUAAUAAAGCAAUUGAUAAUAUUUUUUAUUAUGAAUUGGCAAAUAAAAACCAUGAAUAUUUUUAUAUGACAACAGAACCAGGUUCAGAAAAUAAUAAUGUUGGUGUAUUAAGAAUUAAAAAGAUACUUGAUUACGAAUCACCAUAUCAAAGAGAAGGAUUUCUUCUCCAGGCAACAGUUUUUGACGGAAAAUUUUAUAAUACAACAAAACUAAGAAUAUAUAUACUUGAUAAGAAUGAUUGUCCUCCAAAAUUGGAAGGACCAACAUCUAUCCAAAUAUCAGAAGAUACCUCAGAAAGGCAUAUCAUUGGAUGGUACAAAGUAUCAGAUGGAGAUGCCAAUGACCAUCACACGGGUUUAUUAACUUCUUUUUUGUUAUCUCUCUCAUCUCGAAGACAUAAUAUAGAUGAUAACUCGUCUAUGCGUCUACCACUACCAUCAUCAUUUAAAAUAUUAAAUCUUCAAAUGCUUCUUCUAAUUAUUCUUUCAAUUCUACCAAUAUCCAUUUAUGGACAAGGUGGAGAUUUUCAUUUUCCUACAUCAGGCCUUGGUACCAGAUCUCGUUUUAAUAAUUUUGCUGGUACCCCAAAUACAGAUCUUACCAUGUCUUUCAUUACUAAUAUUUCUGAAGCUGCUCCUAAAGGAACUUUUAUUGCACAAUUUGGUGUAUCACAACAAAAUUCCAAAUUUACAUAUCGAAUAGAUCGUGAAACAGAUCCAAAAAGACAAUUUUCAAUAGAUCAAAAUGGAGCAUUAAGAGUUGCUGAAAAGUUAGAUCGUGAAGAUAUCAGUAGAUAUUUUCUUAGAAUUGAGGUAAAUGAUGAAGCCGGUAAUCGUGGUCAACAAAUGGUUACAAUAAAUUUGUCAGAUGUCAAUGAUCAAGUACCAUAUCCAGUAACAAGACCUGAUCCAUGUAUAUUUUGGGAGAAUACUGAUCCAGAUCAACAACUUUCUUGCCUCAUUACUGGUAUUGAUAGAGAUACUCCAGAAUUUGGACCACCAUUUAAAAUGCGUGUUGCUGAUACCUUUAAAUAUGGCAUGUAUUUUAAUAUAACUUUUAAUGAGGAUGCUGAUAAUGGUAAUGGUGCUUUGAUUGUCAAAGCUAUCUCUAGAUUUGAUAGAGAGGCAUCUGAACCAGGAAAAUUAGUUGAAAUUCCUGUCAUUAUUCAAGACAGAAAUGGAACUGAAGGCCAAAAUAGUGUUUUUAUUGUUAUUGGUGAUCAGAAUGAUAAUCCAAUGAAUGAUGGAGAGACAACAAUUUAUGUUUAUUCAUAUUUAGGAAGAUUAAGAAAAACAUCAAUUGGAAGAGUAUAUGUCAAUGACAAAGAUGAUUGGGAUCUUGGAGAUAAGAGAUUCACUAAAAUAGAACCAUUCCCAGAAGGUUUUGAUCUCCUUGAUAAUGGUACUAUUAUUAUGGAUUCAAAUAUGGGAGAGGGAACAUAUAAUUUGGCAGCAGGUGUCUUUGAUUCAAGAAGAAAUGAAAAUGCAACUGGUUCUGUUGUUAUUUAUGUUAAGAAUGUCCCUAAAAAAGCUUUUGAUAAUCAAGGAUCUGUAAGAAUUUUGAUGUCACAGUCUGCUGGAGGUAUUCCAUCACCAGAAUAUUUUGUUAAACUUCAAGAUUCUGGUGUCUCUCCAAUGGAUAAUUUCAAGAAAGCUUUAUCAAAUUACCUUGGAAAUUCUGUCAAUAUUGAUAUAUUUUCUGUAAAACAGGGAGUAGCUGAAUUACAAACCAAAGAAAUUCCAGUUGUUGAUGUUAGAUUUUCUGUUAGUGGAUCAAAUUACUUAUCAUCAACAUAUCUUAAUGGUAUCAUAGCACAAAAUAGAAAAAAUUUAGAAAGAGAAAUUGGUGCUAAUAUUGUUUCUGCUGGUAUUGAUAUGUGCCUAUUUACAACAUGUGAUAAUGGUUGCCAGACUAUUAAUGAUGCAACAUAUGAUGGAAUUGUUGUUAAUGCAAAUCAAACCAUUAUUGUUGGAGUUGAUGCUAUAUCAAGUGAUAAAUGUGUUUGUCCUGUCUUUGAAGCUCCAAAAUCUUGUCAAACAGGAUUAUGUCUUAAUGAUGGAGUUUGCCAUAAUGUUAAUCCAUCUGGUUUCUUCUGUGAAUGUAGAAAUGAUUUACUUAAAGGAUUCAGGUGUCAAGGAACAACAAGAUCUUUCUCUGGACAAGGUUAUGCUUGGUUUAAACCAAUGCCAGCAUGUACUUCAUUAAAUAUUAGUUUUAGUUUUAUGACAAAAGAUCCAAAUGGUUUACUUUUAUAUAAUGGACCUAUGGGUGAUAGAGAAAAUAGAAGUAAUAAUAUUAAUUUAAGAGAUGAAGUUGAGUAUAAAGAUUAUAUUGCUGUAAGACUUAUUAAUGGUUAUAUUUUUUCUGAAAUACGUUUUAAUAGACUUCCAUUGACAUAUCUUAAUUUAACUAGACCAUACAAUUUAGCUGAUGGUGAUUGGCAUACAAUUAGAAUAGCUCAAACUGGAAAACAAAUAACUUUAACUGUUGAUGAUUGUCAAAGUAUGAUAUCACAAGGACAAGAAAGUUGUUUUAUAUCAGUAUUUUCAACAGAUGAUGAUGAAAGAUUAAAUGUUAAUUCUCCAUUACAAAUUGGUGGUGUUGCACCAUUAGAUGAUAGUUAUGAUUAUACAUCAUUUGUCUCACAGGCUCCUGAUUAUAAUGGUUGUAUAAGAAAUCUUUAUGUUAAUGGUGAACAGUAUGAUUUAGCAACUCCAGAUCAUUCUCAUCAAAGUACAAUUGGUUGUAAAUUAUGGGGAUCAGCAUGUGAUUCAAAUAGUAUUAAUUCAGCAAGUUACUGUAUUCAUGGUGAUUGUUAUGCAACUAUUAAAGGAAAUUCUGUUCCUAAAUGUAUCUGUGAUCCAGGAUGGGGUGGAGAUCGUUGUGAUCAACCAAUAGAAUGGGUUGAGUUUUCAGGACCUGGUGCUUUUAUAGAAUAUAACUCAGAUGUUGUUAUGGAUUCAUUAAGAGAUAAUAUUGGUAUUCUAUUUAUUCCAGGAAAAAAUCCUACCGGAUCCGGAGAUUUAACAUAUGGUGGUCGUGGUGAUUUAACUAAUAGUGUAUAUACAUAUAUGGAGAAACAUAAAGUUUCAGCUGAUGUACAUAUUAAUAAUGCUCUAAAUCAAUCAUCAUUUAUUGAUACAAAACUUUCUAUUAAUGAUGUUAAUCUUAGUUCAACAACACCAUAUUGGUUAGAAUUUAAUCGUGAUCCAACAAAAGCAUCUCUAUCUCUAGAUGGUGUUUAUGAAGUUUCUGAACCUUUAAAUAAAAAGAAUGAUCUGGUAUCAUCACAAAUAACAAUUAAUCGUAUUACACUUGGAAAUGGACAGAGAUCAAAUGGUUUUUCAUACUUUACUGGUUGUGUAGGUACAUAUAGAUGGAAUAAUAGAAUUUUAUCACUUGUUAAGAGUGAUAAUUUUACUGAGACUAAUAGUAUUGAGACAAUUGAUAGUACUCCAAAUAAUCCAUUGAUUCAUAUAGGAAAUAGUAAUGGUGUCAAACAAGGUUGUGAGCAACGUAUUUCUUGUGCUAAUCUUGAUAUCAACUUUUGUCCAACUGGUCAAAUUUGUGUUGAUUUCUGGAAAGGUCCAUUUUGUACCUGUAGUAAUAAUCAAAAAGCACAAUUAAAUGAAGACGGAACUAUUUUAGCUUGUGGUACAGUUAUGGCUUACUCAUCAUUAGGUAUUUCUGUUUCCGCCAUUGUAUUGAUUCUUGUUUCUAUAUCAUUAUUAAUGCUCCUUAUUAUGCUUAUGAUAGUUUAUACAAGAAGACAUGCUCCUAAAUUUGAUAAUGUUAGACCAGAAGAAAUAAAAAGAGAUAACAUUAGGUCAUAUGCUUUAGAGGGUGGUGGUGAAGCAGAUAAUACACGUCAUAAUAUUGAUAAUUUACGAAAACCUGUUAUUCCAUUAGAUGGUGGUCCAAUACCACAAAAAGUUUAUCCAAUUGUUGAUGAAAGAUUAAAUAGUAGAAUAAAUGAUUUAGAAACAGAUCCAAAUACAGGUCCUUAUGAUGAAUUAAGAAUGUAUAAUGUAGAAGGUGAUAAUGUUUCAAGGUUAACUUUAGAUUCACUUGAAUCAACAACAGAUGGAGCCACAGAAACUAUAGAAAAUUCAAAAUUAGAUCAAUGGGGACCACGUUUUGAAAAUUUAGCUGAUAUCUACGGGCAAAGACCAUAA